Messenger RNA from Zychaea mexicana, 483 nucleotides. RefSeq lists its product as uncharacterized. The transcript has a single exon. The record is from RefSeq and is a predicted model, not a curated record. The coding region runs from base 1 to 483 and encodes 160 amino acids. NCBI's taxonomy places the organism in Eukaryota, Fungi, Mucoromycota, Mucoromycetes, Mucorales, Lichtheimiaceae.
AUGUCACAACGCAUGUUGGACUAUAACCUCGCACGUGCCUUGUUUUCAGCCAGUAUACCAUUUAAUGUGGUCAACAACCAAGAGUUUGCUACAUUUCUAAAGCGGAUGCGUCCAGGCUAUGCUGUCCCCAAACCACAUGUGCUGCAACAGUAUCUGCUCAAAGAGGAACAUUAUGAUCUUAUCCCACAGGAUCAGCAACAGCACUCGUCUUCAGUUUCCCCCUUAUCACCUACAUACGACUCGAAUGGAUCAAACGUCAUCAUCGCGCCACAAUCACCUCCUUCUUCAUCCAAUUCAGCAGCACCCUCUACUUCAUCAGCUGCAACAAUCAGUCGGAUCAUACAUACACAAAGCAUCAGUAGCAGUGCCAAUGGGGGUAACAACGGAAGUAACCCAACGAGCGAUGUCGGUUCUUCGUCCACUGCACACACUUCACGAGUUUCUGUGAUGCAUCGGCCUACCGAGAUGGAUGGAAGCUUAUAA